This is a messenger RNA of Thunnus maccoyii (southern bluefin tuna), 4928 nucleotides long. RefSeq lists its product as uncharacterized. NCBI's taxonomy places the organism in Eukaryota, Metazoa, Chordata, Actinopteri, Scombriformes, Scombridae. The transcript is spliced from 9 exons. The record is from RefSeq and is a predicted model, not a curated record. The coding region runs from base 178 to 1455 and encodes 425 amino acids.
UCCAGAAGAAGACUUCCUCCUCCUCACUAAAGGGAGGGUUGUGGUAAAAACACUGGUGGAGAAAUGCCAGGAGGACGUUCAUUCUCUCCCUGUGAUUAAACGCAUAGAUUCAACCGCCAUAAAAAUAAUAAGAGGAAACGCAUAGAUUUGUUUCGGGUGAGGGUUAGUGCAGGCAAAAUGUCGUCUUGGGCGAAAUCAUCUUCAGCUGCACGGCGGCCACCGGCGAACCCAAACGGAAGUGCGCAGCAACUGCGGUUGUUCCGGAGAACAGCGCCUUACCCCACCAGAGAGGAGAGGACCGAGGACCUGAAGGAUGCUCUGGACAGUUAUGAAGAACUAGAGCAAAUGCAAAACUACAGUGGAAGUGUGAAGUACGAGGGGUACAAGCAUCAACCAAAUGCCAAACCAGAGGGGACUCCAGCAGACAGACGUAAAGCCAUGUAUCAGAAGUUCUACAGACAGGUGCAGGAGGAGAAGAAGCCGGCUGACUGCGUGGUCCUCUCUGUCACCAACCAGUGCCUGGAUUACCCCAAAUCGCUAGGCCAGUGCUUGCAGGAGCGUGGCCUAUCAGUGGAAAUGCUCUACCUUCAGGCGGAGUCAGGCCUGACCCGGGCCCUGCAGGAUGUGCGAGCAGACGGCUCCCCGUUAUGUAUUCUGGUGGAGCACACAAACGUAGCUCUGUCCUCCUGCACUGUUAUCAUAUUCUCAGAAUCCCUCAAAAUCCAUCGCAACAUGCCCAAAGACCAGGCCAUGGACUUUGUUGCAGCAGAGUACAGUCGUGGACUCGUCAAAGAACGCCCGUCAAGGGAUCCCGCAGACAUCGCAGCACAGGCAUCACAGCUGCUGGAUGAUUUUCUGGAUCGAGAAAAGAUUGAGCGCCACAGUGUUCCUUCCGAAACCCGUCAGCUCCUCAUGCUGUUGACCGAGGGGGUGCAUCUUUACCCCGAGGAGCUGGAAACCAUCUCAGAGUACGUCCGUUCCCGGCAGGUGCAUGCACAAGCCUCCAACACUGAGGGGGAGAGGGGGAACAUGUUACCUCCAGGACUGGGGAAACCACCUCCUCUGCUCCCUACUCCACCCGGGCCCCCUCAGCCCCAGCCUGCAACCGGAGCAGGGGGACCCAUGGGGAACCACUCACCACCUCCACCUGUUCCUCUUUUGCCUUCACCAGGUUCGUAUCCCAAAACAAAACCUCCCCCAUUGCUGUCCUUGCAUCGGCCUCCUGGUCCAUCACUAGGGCCCCCAUCGUCACGGGGCCCACCUUCCUCACACAGUCCUUACGGCGCCCCUGGCUUGCCUCGUGGGCCCCUUCUCCACCAUGCGCCUCCAUACCACCCAAGCCCCAGGGGCCCCCAUGGGACUAGAGGAGCCCCUCCCUCUCUGAAGAGUUCUCGCCCUCCACUUUUAUCUGCGCCAGGUGGCCCUCUUCCACGACCGAGUGGCCCCCGACACUAAGAAAAGACUAAGAUAUACACACACACACACACACACAGGCUACCAGUGCCAGCACUGUACUCUUGAGCAAAAGACUCCUGGCCACUGCGUAGGAUUCCUGUUUGGGCAAUUUGACCUUUUUUAAAUAAAAGUAGUAAAUCAGUUUCCGUUGGAUGGAAAAGAUGGGUCAUGUCAGAUAUUAUUAUCUGAGGUUUAUUAUUGUGGAUGGAUUGACAGAGAAUGGCAGUAUUCUAGUGACUCGUCAUGUAUUUUUUUUGAAGAUCCUUCUGUCAUCAUGGUUAAUUUUUUCUGUGUAUAGUGCACUGGUCUCAUCCAGAGGCAUCCCAUUAAAAAAAAACAAACAAACAAAACAAAAAAAAAACAAUUUUGGUCGGGGUCACAUUGACAAGCUAUACAGGAUAAACACUUAACAUCUAACUUGUUUAGCUGAAUGCACAAAAACCCUUGCCACCAGUGGGCAGCUGGUUCAUAUGGAAGGAAACAAAAGGUGAGAGGUAUUGGUGGUCACAUGAAGGUAAUAAGACUUUUACUUGUCUCUUGAAAAUACUGAAGAGGUCUCAGUAGCUUACUUGCUGUGGACAGUGUUUCAAGACAGUACUUAAAAGCACUUCUCAAAGGUUCUUGAGACAAUUUCAACAACUGAUGAAAGACAUUACAAGCUGAUCUCUGGGUUUGAAUUUUAUUUUUAUUUAUUUUUGUCUUAGGUGCACAACUUUUGGCUCCUUUUCACGACAAGUCAACAAAUCUUCAUAAUUUAUUACUUCACUUCAGGUGUGUUGUCUUAGUAAACACACUAACAGUGUUUUUCCUGAGAAUGCUUUUGAUGCGUUGUCAAGUGAACUUGGUGACAAUAUGCAGUACAGCACCUUGGCAGUGAAAGCAUAGUCCCUCUGACAGCAUUUUGACUUUUUUGUAGGCUUUGUUUGGUCAUCCAGAAUAAAAACGGACCAUAUUGUGUUUCAUCAAAGCAAAGGAGGCAACCCCCGGCCACUGCAGUAAGGUCACAUAAUUCUAUCUCUGGGGUCAAAGUGGGGGGUGAGAACCAUGUCAUCUCUUUGUAUGCAGAUGACAUUAUUUUGUUUCUUACCAACUUAGUCACUCGUGCCUGCCCUUAUGGACCUCUUGUCAAAGUAUAAUGUGAUUUCUGGGUAAAAGGUUAAUGUACAAAGAAAUUUUUCUAGCUGAAAAGAUUUCAAGGAACAAUUUUCCCUUUUUCAGUGGAAUACUCAUUUCAUAACAUAUUUAGGUUUAAAGAUUCCUAAUCAACUAGACAAAAUAUUCUCACUAAAUCAUGACUUAUUGCUUAAAAAGGUGGACAAGGACGUGGAUAGAUGGAUGCAGUUGCCAAUUUCUUUGAUUGGGUGAGUGAACUGUAUUAAAAUCACUGUCCUACCAAAAUUUCUUUACUUUUUUCAAACCCUCCCCAUAUCUAUACAUAAGAAUUUCUUCAAGAAACUGCAAAGGAUGGCAUCUACAUUCAUCUAGAGGAGGAAAGUUCCUAGAUUUAAAAUCAAAACCCUUUACAAUACCCCUCAGUGUGGAGGAUUGAAGCUCCUUGAUUUCAGUUGUAUUACUGGGCUGCUCAGUCCAGAGUAAUAUGGCUCUGGCAGACAGAGCGAGUUAACUCCCCUGCUUGCAAACAAAGAGAGCAGUGCCACACAUCAGCUGUGCCACUGGCCAGCAUUCCUUUUAUUAAGUCAUACUAUACUCUGAAGAAUGGUACUGAUAAUCCAUUUAUUAAACAUACAUCCAGAAUCUGGUCUGCCAUUCAGACACAUAUUUAUAGUGUUAUUGUACUUCACAGUAGUUCACAGUAAUAUUCCCUUCCACACCAACUCUGCUUUAUCAAAUGUACUCAGAGAUGACAUAACCAAGAUGUGGCAUGAUCAGGGAAUUAAGAACUUUGGGGACCUUUACAAGAAUAACAUACCUACUGUCAUUUGAACAGUUAUGUAGAGCCUUCCACCUCUCAACUACUCAUCUCUUAUAAUAUUUACAGGUCAGGCAGUACAUUUAAGAGAGGAAACUCCACUCCUCUAAAGCCCCUCCCAAUUGAUGAAAUUCUAAAAGAUAUCAAACACCCCAGAGGCAUUUUGUCGUUAAAUUAUAACAGAAGUUUGGCCUUCAUAGAGACUGAACCCCUAAACACUAGGGCCAAAUGGGAGCAAGACCUGGACUGUCCUUUUGAAGACAGUAAAUGGGAAUUAAUAUGUGAGGAGGCACUACACUUUUCAUAUAACAGCCACCAUAAGCUUUUGCAGUUCAACAUUAUCCACAUAACCUAUUUUACACCAGAAAGACUCCAUAGGAUAAAUUAAUCAACUUCAGAUCUUUGCCAACAUGCAAAACAGAGACAGGUAACCUUAUUCACAUGUUCUGGAAAUGUAAUAAAUUAAAACAUUAUCGGGGUUCAAUAUUGGAGAUUCUUAAAGAGAUUGUUGAGUUUUAGAUCCCCUGUUCACCUAAACUAGCCUUACUAGGUGACAUAUCUGACAUCCCUCUUAACAAAAGAAACAAGGUGCAGUUUAUCGAACUGGCCAUGAUUGCUGGUAAUAAAUGUUUUGCUUUGUUAUGGCAAAGUGCAGAUCCCCCAUCCCUUGUCCAUAUGUAGCUUAAAGAAAUUUCCUCGUACAUGACAUCAGAAAAAAUGACGUUCAAUCACAAAGGAAAACCACACAUCUGUUAAAUGCUGGUCUGCUUUUAGAAGCUACAUGGGAAAUAUUUCACAGUCUGUUGUUGGUCGAUGAUGAGAUAUGUUUGACAUAUGCACACGUGCAUCUGUGUAGAUGUGUAUAGUUGAAUUUAUAUGUACUAAUGUGUGUAAAUUUUAUGUUUAUUUCACCAAAUGUACCCUGACCCCCAACCCCCCAUACCAUUGCUUUGCCCUUGUCUGGGGGUGGGGGGGACUGGUCUUGUGGGAUUAUUACUUUAUUAUUUUAUCUUUGAUAUUUCAAUUCUGUGUUUUCUCCUGUAGACUGUUCUGUGUUUGAGAAAAAUUCAAUAAAUAAAUUGUUAAAAAGCAAUGAAGGCAGCUUGAAAGGCUCGCCAGCAUAACCUAAAGGGAUAUGAAUCUCUUAACAUAUUUUUCUUGUCAGCAAAUUAUGCAAAAUCUAAGUGAGCUUUUCUUCACAGCAAGGUGUCUAAUUUUGACAACUGCCGUCAGUACAGCACGUAAAGGAAAGCUCUGUAAAACGUCCUGCUAAGCAGAGUGCAUUGUCAUUAAAAUCACUGCUUUUCAGCCUUUUACUUCAAGUUCUCAGUUGAAAUUUCUCUCAUGCAGUCAUCCUCGUUCAUCUUGAGCGGAGUCAGUGAGAAUUUCUUCAUGGAUGUUUCCUGUUGUCAUGUAACGAGAUAAUCACAUUCACACUAAUGUAUUGUAAUUCAGGGAAAAACUCGCAGGUUUAAAGCAUAAACAGUUUUUAUCAUUUUUCUUGUUACAAAGCUUAUUAAAUGUUCUGUUUUGUUUUCCGGAA